This is a messenger RNA of Hydra vulgaris (swiftwater hydra), 1188 nucleotides long. RefSeq lists its product as uncharacterized. NCBI's taxonomy places the organism in Eukaryota, Metazoa, Cnidaria, Hydrozoa, Anthoathecata, Hydridae. The record is from RefSeq and is a predicted model, not a curated record.
AUGGUUAAUGAUCGCUGUGUAGUUGGUAUUUGCAAUAACGAUAAACGUUAUCCAGAGCGGUACGAAAUACAUAGUAACGUUAAAUCUGGAAAAUUAUGUUUCCACAAAUUGCCUGUUGAUGGAAAAACAAGAAAAUCAUGGAUUCAUACAGUUUCUAAAGGGCGAAAACACUUUGUUAUACCUAAACAUUUUAAAAUCUGCUCUAACCACUUUGUCGAUGGCAUGGCCACUUAUGAAAAUCCUAACCCAACACUCUUUUUGACAUACACCAUGAAUGUUCAAUGUACUCCGGAAAAAAAACAAUCAAGACCUCCUCCAAAAAUCAGAAUAACAUCUAUUUUAAAACCUGUUUCUUCAAAAAUGAUUGAAUCUAUUAACUCUAACUCGGAUACACUUACAGCUGAAGAGUUGUCAGAUCUUAUAAUUGUUUCUUCAGACGAAGAAAGCUUAAUAUCGUUCGAAAUAACUCCAUAUGUUAGUGGCGAUGCAGUUGCGGCAGAAUUAUUACACCCACCCGCCUCUCCCCAAAAAAAAUACACUGUAAAUCCAAUUUUAUCUAAGAAUAAAGCAGGCUACAGUGUUAAAAAUAAUAUAGAGCCUACUCUAUUAUCAACGUAUACUGCUUUACAGUUUUGUCAUAUUACUAGGGACUCAGAUGUAUCGACUUUUACAGGUUUAAAAAAUGCAAAAAAGUUUCAAAGUGUUUUCAAUAAUGUCAAGCACAAAGCAGCAGUUAUAAAAUACUGGGAUGGGAAUAAGAGAACAAAUCGAUUACGAAAAACUAUGUCCAGUGUUGAAUCCGUCGAGCAGCUACAUUUAUCAGAAGAUUAUACUAUUAGCGAUAACUUAUUUCCUAUAAGAAAAAGCGGACCUAAAAGAAAAAUCUCACUGGAACAGGAAUUUCUUUUAGUUAUGAUGAAAUUACGUUUGGGUCUUUUAAUUGAAGAUUUAGCUUUCCGCUUUUGUAUAUCCGCUGGAACAGUUUCCCAAAUUAUUAUUACAUGGGUAUUAUUGUUAUUUAAAGAGUUGGACAGCCUAAUCUUGUGGCCUAGCCGGAAUACAAUUCGAGCAACUAUGCCAAACUGUUUUAAGCGAUUAUAUCCAAAAGUGAGAACAAUUAUAGAUUGUUCUGAAAUAUUUUUUGAAACAUCAAGUGCUCUUGAUGUUCAAGCUUGUUCAAAUUUUUAA